Molecule: messenger RNA, 8671 nt
Organism: Cyanistes caeruleus (blue tit)
Lineage: Eukaryota; Metazoa; Chordata; Aves; Passeriformes; Paridae
Source: RefSeq, a predicted model, not a curated record
CUGGCUGUUUUGGCCAGUAACCACCUGCUGGCCCACCCCCCGCUCUGCUGCUGCUGGUGUCUGCCUGGCCUUUACGGUGGUUUGGCACAUGGCACGUUGCCACCACAGUUGUCACUCCCGGGCUUGGGGAGUGGCAACACCUGGUCAUCCAGGCCUUCCCUGGUGUAGGACUCGUGCUUCUGGCUCAGCUGUUGACAGCUAUGUGUGCUUCUGCUGUGGGUUAGCUUUGGAUGAUGGUUUUGGCAGGGCAUGAGGGAGUCUUUUAAGAGCUCUCAGAAGAGAGUCUCGAACACAUCUUGCUGCUGUAUGUGCCUGAGAUGGCAACCUGAAUGUCAUGACAGAAGUCAUUAGAAAUGCAUAACUUGUUUUUGGUUAUCAUCAGCAAGAUGGACUCGGGUUUCUGGUAUUGUGGAGCCACUGGGAACAGUUGAGAAAGCCUAAUUUCAGCAACUUCUUCAGCUUGAAGCUUUCGUUUAUCACAACUUCCUCCAACUCCCAGGCUCUGCCUGUGUGAGCAGUAAUAGCAAGGGUACAAGGAUCUCACAGCAGUUUGCCAGCAUUUAAGAGUUACAACAUCCCUCAUGAGUUACAGGCUGUACUCGAGCAUGUGAGAAGGCUGAAACACAGAGGAGUUCGUUGUUUGAUGUGCAGCAAACAAUUGUCAGGUUUGGGAACGGAGCUUUGCAGAGUUUGGUUUUCCAGCUUUUGCAUUAACCACUGAAAAUAUAUGGUUUCCUACUAGGUAGUUCCUCAGGCAAUACUGUGAACUUGCCUAAAAGCUUAUUGGAGGUUUCCACCAGAGAAGGGCUCUUGAGUCUCCCAUCAGAUACUUUUCCCACUCUCUAGUGAUACUGUUUUACUCCCAGAAUGAGGAAUGGCUUUACAUUUCUUUUUCUCUUAAGUUGUUUUGCCUGAGCUACUCUUUCCCUGCCUCUGGCUAUUGCUUCUGAUUGGAUCUAAUGUUCUGCUGAGCUUGAAUGAUGGUGCUCUGAUGCUCUUCUGGAGCUGGGAGCCCCAAAAACUGCGGCCUGUUUUUAUCACCACGUGUACAUUCUGCUUUCCUAUCUCUUCUCUUGCUGACAAGCCCUUUCAUCAUCAGCCCUGCACACAAACAAGGUUAUCCCCAGUUCAGAUCACAUUAGUGUAGUUCUGCUUCCAUUGCUUUUCCCUGUGAGCCUGUUUUGUGGGAGUUAUAGGUAAGGUGGGCAUUGAAAAAUUUAAAGGCUCAAAGAAAUCUUUAUUUCAUCAAGGGAAGGGCUCAAGCCAAAGGAUUCUUUAGUCCCAGUGGUUGUUUAAAGCUUGAUCCCUGUGGUUUCCAUACAACCAGAGCAUUUCCAUGGAAGGUGGGAAAAAACCUGGAGAACUGUGUUCAGUUUCCCAAGGCAGAGGGGAAGAGGGAAGUCGGGUGGUGCAGGAGUACCCAUCUACACAGAGCUGGCCUCGUGUAAGAACUGUCACUCUGCAUCACAUCUGAGCUCCAACAAGUAGAACAUCCUGAACUUAGCAAUGGGAAGGGGAGAGACUUGGUAAAUGAUGCAUUAGAGAUGAUGAAAUUCCAGUCUUAUUCUUCCUUUGGUAUAUUCAUGCCAUGUUCUGUUGAAAAAAUCCUGCAUCCUCUAAAUCAGGGAGUUUGGAAAGAAAGGUGUUGAGCUGGAGCUGACACUGUAGUGCUCAUGGCUUAGACUUGGCACUUCAUAUUCUCUGGGAUGUGGUGCCAGACAGAAAUCCUCAGCAGAAGGAAGCAGCUCAGCCACUGCUGUGUCUAUGUCUCUGCUGGUCAGUAGAGUUGUGGUAGUUUGCUGAUUUAGGCUGAGGUAGCAGAUACACCAGAAACCUGCUGUUUUUAUUGUUGAUGAGCAGAAAACAAGGCCAGCUUGUUUUGCUAUAUUUGAACUUGUAAGCCUUGCCUCCUCCCCAUUUGCUCCCCUCCCUGUAAGGCCCAGGGCUGGUUUGUGGUCUCUCUAUCCGGUCGCUGGGUGAUGCAGCCUCUGUGCUGAGGAAGCAGGACAGAUAAAACAUAGCUCAUGUUUCUGGGAAUCCUGACCUCACUGCUGACAGGGAAGUGGUGUGUUCCCAGGACCUGGCAGAUAAGAUGCUGGGCUCCUUGUGCUGAAGCCCAGGGCUGGCUCCUGAGGAGCUGCCAGCAGAACUUCGUGGUUUGGGAAUCAGCAGCACUUCGCUCAGCUUCUUUCAAAGUCUCUACACCCACAGCUGCAAAGCUGUAUUUUAAGUUGUGAAUGGGGAAAUUUUGUGCUGGUUUUAUGGGCUGAGGAAAAGGGACACAGGCUUGCUGAGGGCUGAGCAGGGCUGAGUGUGGAGCUGUGGCUGUGGAGCACCUUCCAGGCUGUACCACUGGCAUGUUUCUCUGCUGACCUGACAGAAAAACUCUGGUGAGAGGGAAUUGAGGUAGCUGGUUUCUCUGCUGGGGUGGUUGGAGAGGAUUAGUUAGAGCCACUUCCCUGUCUCUUGCUGGGAGCCAAUGCCAACAGUUCCAGGGUCUCCCAGCACGUGGGGACACCAUCCUCUGCCACUUGUCAUCUGUGCAGGAAACUGGAGAUUUAAUUGCUGUAUUUUACUUGUGGACAAAUGGAUGGAGACUUGGUUACAUGUCUUUGAGAAAGGAAAUACCUGACAGGCUCCUGGUGAAUGCCUUUUGUUUCAUCCUGUGUUUGAAAACAGCAGUUUGUACCUGAUAGCAUUCAGAUUCUUGUUCUCUUCUUUGCAUUCCUUGGAUAUACUGAAAAUAAAUUGUAGCAUCCUGCCAAGGGACGAGCUGCAGAUGGAAUUAACAAACUUAUUCUGAUUGCCUCACCCUUCAUUUUUCUAUACUUGUAGAGGAGGGAUGUACAGCAGAGUGUUAUUUGUUUGUGUGUAUAAAAGUGCAUGCAUACUUGGAACCAGCAACAACUCUUUCUCCCUCUUGCAGACUGGAACUGAGCUCUGGAAAAACAAAGUGGAGCUUGGAGCAUGUGGCCUGAGGAUUGCCUUACACAGCCAGGGGUGGUUGCUAAGCAGUGAGCAGGAUGCCCCCAGGCAUUUACUGCCCUACGGAAUUCUGGUCCAAGGGGGAACACCAAAACAUCCAGGUGGACUUUUUGCUGCCCACAGGCAUAUACCUAAACCUCUGUGUGCCCUGCAAUGCCAGCCUGGGCACCAUCAAGCAGGUGCUCUGGAAGCACGCACAGUAUGAGCCGCUGUUCCACAUGCUCAGUGACCCCGAGGCCUACGUGUUCACCUGCAUCAACCAGACGGCCGAGCAGCAGGAGCUGGAGGAUGAGCAGCGCCGCCUCUGCGACAUCCAGCCCUUCCUGCCCGUCCUGCGCCUCGUGGCUCGCGAGGGAGACAGGGUCAAGAAGGUCAUCAACUCCCAGAUCAGCCUGCUCAUUGGGAAAGGUUUGCACGAGUUUGACUCCGUGCAGGACCCCGAGGUGAGCGAUUUCCGCAGCAAAAUGUGCCAGUUCUGCGAGGAGAAAGCAGCAAAGCGGCAGCAGCUCGGCUGGGCAGCGUGGAUGGAGUACAACUUCCCCCUGCAGCUGGAGCCCAUGGCCAAGGGUCCCGGGACUGGCUCUCUGCAAAUCCCCACCAAGAACAUUUUUGUCAACGUCAAGUUCCAGUCUGGUGGGGAGAGCUUCACGUUCCAGAUCUCCCCCUGGGAGUUCCCCAUCACCUUAAUGAGCUAUGCUAUUAAGAAACAGGCUACUGUGUUCCGCCACGAGACUGUGCAGAAGCCAGAGGACUACACCCUGCAGGUGAAUGGGAAAUGUGAAUAUCUCUAUGGGAACUACCCCCUGUACCAGUUCCAGCACAUCCGCAGCUGCCUGCAGCGGGGCCUGACCCCCCACCUGACCAUGGUGCACUCCUCUGCCAUCAUUGCCAUGAGGGACGAGCAGAACAGCUGCUUCACCAGCCCCCCAAAGGCGGCCUCCAAGCCCCCCCCGCUCCCCAAGAAAAAGCCAAACUAUGGCUCUCUCUGGUCCUUAGAGCAGCCUUUCUACAUCGAGCUGGUGCAAGGCAGCAAGGUCAAUGCAGAUGAGAGAAUGAAGCUGGUGGUGCAGGCAGGUCUGUUCCAUGGCAAUGAGAUGCUGUGCAAGACCGUGUCCAGCUCGGAGGUGAGCGUGUGCUCGGAGCCGGUGUGGAAGCAGCGCCUGGACUUUGACAUCAACAUCUGCGACCUGCCCCGCAUGGCCCGGCUCUGCCUCGCCCUCUACGCCGUCAUCGAGAAGGCCAAGAAGGCUCGUUCCACAAAGAAGAAGUCCAAGAAAGCUGACUGUCCCAUCGCCUGGGUCAAUGUGAUGCUCUUCGACUACAAGGACCAGCUGAAAACAGGGGAGUGCUGCCUGCACAUGUGGUCCUCCUUCCCAGAUGAGAAAGGGGAACUUCUGAACCCCAUGGGCACAGUGCAGUGCAACCCCAACACAGAGAGUGCAGCUGCCUUGGUCAUCUGCUUCCCCAGCGUGGCAGCACAUCCUGUGUACUACCCAUCCUUCGAGCAGCUGCUGGAGUUGGGAAGGAAUGGAGAACAACCCCGAGCUGCACCAGAAGAUUCUGAGGAGAAGCUGCAGCUGAGGGAGAUCCUGGAGCGGAGGAGCCACACGGAGCUGUACGAGCACGAGAAGGACCUGGUGUGGAAGAUGAGGUACGACAUCCGUGACCAGUACCCACAGGCUCUGGCCAAGCUGCUCAUCAUCACCAAAUGGAACAAGCACGAGGAUGUUGCCCAGAUGAUUUCCCUACUUCAGACCUGGCCAGAGCUGCCUGUCCUGAAUGCCUUGGAGCUGCUGGAUUUCAGCUUUCCUGACCGUUAUGUUGGUUCCUUUGCUAUCAACUCCCUGAAGAAGCUGACGGAUGAUGAUGUGUUCCAAUACCUGCUGCAGCUUGUCCAGGUGCUCAAAUAUGAAUCCUACCUAGACUGUGAAUUAACCAAGUUCCUGCUGGAAAGGGCUUUAUCCAACCGCAAGAUCGGCCACUUCCUCUUCUGGCAUCUGAGGUCAGAGAUGCACGUCGCCGCCGUUUCCCUGAGGUUUGGCCUGAUCCUGGAAGCGUACUGCCGGGGCAGCACCCACCACAUGAAGGUGCUGAUGAAGCAGGGAGAAGCACUGAACAAGAUGAAAGCUCUGAAUGACUUUGUGAAAGUGAGUUCUCAGAAGGCCACCAAGCCUCAAACCAAGGAGAUGAUGCACAUGUGCAUGAAGCAGGAAACCUACAGGGAAGCCCUUUCCCACCUCCAGUCCCCCCUGAACCCCAACAUUAUCCUCGCUGAAGUUUGUGUGGAUCAGUGCACCUUCAUGGACUCCAAAAUGAAACCUUUGUGGAUUGUGUUUAAUAAUGAAGAGACAGGUGGAGGUGGAGUGGGUAUAAUUUUUAAAAAUGGAGAUGAUCUGCGCCAGGACAUGCUGACUCUGCAGAUGAUCCAGCUGAUGGACAUUCUGUGGAAGCAGGAGGGCCUGGACCUGAGGAUGACCCCUUAUGGCUGCCUCUCCACAGGAGACAAGACAGGGCUGAUUGAGGUGGUCAUGCACUCGGACACCAUCGCCAACAUCCAGCUCAACAAGAGCAACAUGGUGGCCACAGCUGCCUUCAACAAGGAUGCACUGCUCAACUGGCUCAAGUCCAAGAACCCGGGAGAUGCCUUGGACCAAGCCAUCGAGGAGUUCACCCUGUCCUGUGCUGGCUACUGCGUGGCCACCUACGUGCUGGGCAUUGGGGACCGGCACAGCGACAACAUCAUGGUCCGGGAGACGGGACAGCUGUUCCAUAUUGAUUUUGGUCACUUUUUGGGGAACUUCAAGACUAAAUUUGGUAUUAAUAGAGAACGAGUCCCUUUCAUCUUAACCUAUGACUUUGUGCAUGUCAUCCAGCAAGGAAAAACUAACAACAACGAGAAGUUUGAAAGGUUCAGGGGUUACUGUGAAAGGGCCUACAUGAUCCUACGGCGCCACGGGCUCCUCUUCCUGCACCUCUUUGCACUGAUGAAAGCUGCUGGGCUGCCAGAGCUCAGCUGCUCCAAAGACAUCCAGUACCUAAAGGACUCCCUGGCCCUUGGGAAAACCGAUGAGGAGGCACUGAAACACUUCAGACUGAAGUUUAAUGAAGCCCUGCGGGAGAGCUGGAAAACCAAAGUGAACUGGCUGGCACACAACGUAUCCAAAGACAACAGGCAGUAGAGCAGGAGCUGAGGAGGAUGGCACAGCCCGAGCCCAGCUCUGACACACAGGCUCCUGAGGACUGAAGAAUGGUGCAGUGUGGAAGUUCCCCCACCUCGUUCCCAGACAUCAGACAUUGCUGCAUGACUGAAAACCUGUUGGCCUGUCCUCAGCCACACCACUGUGGCUGCUGCAGAUCCUUGGGGAACAAGGGAGAGACGUGAGGCAAUAAAACUACUGCAUACAGUAAAGGUAGGUAAAGGUACUGUACCCUUGAGAACUCCUUGAGCUUCAAAUACAUGUUUCAAUGGAAGAGUCGAGGCACAUGUAACAUCCCUCUGGUGUGCUAAUGGCUGCAUUUCUAUUUUCUUGAAAAUUUAGCUGAGCAGAGAUCUCCCUGUGUCUGUAGCCCAUCUUCUAGGUCACCACUGUUACAGCUUAGAGGCAUUAACUAUGGCAUGUGGUCACUCCUCCUGCCCUGUCAGUGUCCACUGACGUGGGUCAGCUCAAAGCACACCAAAGCUGACUUGGACAAAUGCUUUUACUCUGUCUCAAGACAGGAUAAAAACAUCCACACUGGCAUCUUGCUUUCUGUCUGCUCCAGAGGCCAAAGUGUUCUGAAACUGAGCUGGAACUCAGCUCCUGCUGUCUAGAACUGAUGGCACAAGAGCAGCUUUGGGGUGGCCACUGGAUCAGACAUUUUGCUUUCCAAAGUUAGGCUUUAGUUAAACCUUAAGUAAUUCCUGCAUUUAUUUUGGUUUCAAACCUGACAAUGCUAAGACUGCAUUUUCAAAUUAACGUACUCACUGCUUCUUUUCAUAAAAGAUGUUAAGCUGUGAGGUUUGUUCUGGUUUGGAUCUAUUCAUACAACCCUGUUGCCUCUCAAGCAGCUGUUGGUAGAAGCAGCAGUUCUGGCAUAGAAGACACCUCAUUUUAAUUUAAUCUAACCCUGGGAGACCCUUUUCCCUCCACCUUCAGACAAUACUGUGACUGAAGCACUCCGGCUCUGACAGCUGCUUUGGUACUAGAGGGAAAUGCUGCAGGAUUUAGAGCUCAGUGCAGGCUGUUCAGUGAGAAACAGUCCUGUGCCUCUGCUCCAUUUUAGAGAGUAAAUAUUGCUAUUUCCUUGCUUAUUAAACUAAUGUACAGAGCAAAAAGUAUGCAAAAAAAUCUUGGGCCCUGUGCAAGGUGAGAUGCACUGAAACCACACCCCAAUCAGGUUCUUGUGGAAGGGAAGACACUACAGUUCCAGAGCUGGAAAAGCAAUUCUCUUGCAGUGCCAGAGCCUGGUGUUCAGGGUGCUGCAGCACUGGGACCCUGCUCUCCUCCCAGCUCACAGAAAGGUCAGACCCUCACCAGUUUUAGAGCAGUGGUUCCUGUCCGUCACUUUGCAAGUGCAAUAACACAAAGGUGUAUCAGUAUCAAGUGCAAGAGCUGAGCACAGUUUUACAGAGGUUACUUAGUCUGGAAAACUUGACUUACCUACAAGCAGUAAAAAAUUCAGUGGGUCAUCAUGUGGACCUUCUUCCUUGUACACCCUGGGAGAGUAUCUUGGAUAAAUCUCUGACAGCUCUGUUGGGGCAGCAAAGAGCCUUUGACUCCAAAUUCACAAAGCAGCAGCUCACCUGAUGGUUUUCAGCAAGCUGAACUGUACUAAAGAUUGAAACUUAAAUAAUUUUCAAAAAUGUUCCAUUUCAUUACAAGUGGCUUCUCAUUUUUAUAAAUAUGUUCAGAAUGAUAGACCUAUUUCUAUUUAUUUAGAGAUGUUUCUGUCAUUAAUUUUUUUUAACUCUGUACAAACUGAUUGUGCUUAUUCUGUUGCCUUUGAAAAAAGAAGUAUUUUUUUAAGCCAAACCGUGGUUCUGCAAGAAGAGAAUGUUUACAUGUUUAGCUUUUCGGUUGCUUUAGGUACAUGUUUUGUAAAUAAGAAAUAAAAGAUAUGGACAAAUUAUACACAAAUGCUGCCUCGUCCUUCUAUGCUUGAGAGCAAUAGCCACAAAACUCCCCCAGCAGAGGCAAAUUAACACCAUUUAUGUAACUGGGUUCUACUUUGUUUCACUAAGUAAAAUAAAAAAUGCAAACAACUUUUAGAACCAGAAAUUUAUUGUAGCUUAUAGACUUUCCAAACUGACCUGUUACCAAUAUACACAUCUGAAAAGUUAUACCCACAGUGGCUACAAACUGCAUCAGGACAUUACAACCCCUCAGAAUUACCAUUAAGUCAUGAUCAGUUUUGGUCUAAAAUACAGCAGCUACAGCAACAGUAUAUGGAAGGAUAAGUCUUCUACACAUUAACACAGGACAACUGUCAGACAUAAGUUAAAAGUUUCCCAGUUUACUUAAAACUAGCAGUUAAUUACCACGUAAGUAGUCAAAACCAUUUCCCCAUUUUAGAAAUCUAAAAUUUACAUUAAAAAAAACCCCAAAAACAACCCCAAAAAACAGAAAGCUCUGGUGUGGGUUCUUUCCCUGCUGCCAGGUCCAUCUCUAUUGUAAAGGCACUCCUCAGUUCCCCCAGAGCAAACCCC